Messenger RNA from Erythranthe guttata (spotted monkey flower), 2262 nucleotides. RefSeq names its product MBOAT (membrane bound O-acyl transferase) family protein. The record is from RefSeq and is a predicted model, not a curated record. Lineage: Eukaryota; Viridiplantae; Streptophyta; Magnoliopsida; Lamiales; Phrymaceae. Gene Ontology annotation, cellular component: endoplasmic reticulum. Gene Ontology annotation, molecular function: acyltransferase activity.
AGAAGAGCAGAGAAAUCAUUAAUCACAAUCCGAACAGUUAGUUAAUGGUAGAAAGUCUAGUAAUUGACAAUUCACACGCUGCAAAAAAUCCCCAAAUUUGAUUGGAAAAUUGUAUGGCAGAACGGAAUCCACCUGCAAGUUGUUUGGGCUGACGGAGCUCUGGAAAUCACGCGCGAAAAUUGAACAGAUCCCACUGAUUGAGAAAGGAGACGAAAAAACAGUGAUGAAGAGCAGCUCUUGGCAGCAGAAAGAGCUCAUAUUUCUCGUUCUAUACGCCGCCGUUUUCUACACCAUUGUCGUUCGUCGCUCUCUCCAGCUUUCCCACGAUCAUUAUGCCAAGCUUUAUGGUUUACGCCCCGGUUGGAUCGCCGGUCGAUUUAAUGAUGCGUCUGAUGCUCAAUGGAGAAAUCUCAGGGGGAACAUACCAAUUCUCACCAUGGUUUUUGGGAUUUUUACGUUGGUUGCCAAUGUGCUGAGAACAUCAUUUUCCUUGAAAGCGAAGGGGAUGGCUAUCGUCUGGAGUUUGAUUUCGUUGGCAUAUCUUUUGUAUCUGCAUGGAGCCUGCAUCAUGUUCAUCGUUGCUAUUGCAUCAGUAAAUUUUUUCCUAGUGAAGAUAUUGGGAAGGACGAAAUAUUUCUCAUAUGUGCUAUGGAUUUUUAAUCUAUCAUGUCUUAUAUGUAAUCGUAUUUAUGAGGGAUACCAGUUCUCCAGUUUUGGGGAACGGUGGGCUUAUUUGGACAACUAUCGCGGCACCUUUCGAUGGCAUAUCUGCUUUAACUUUGUUGUUUUGCGUAUGAUAAGCUUUGGGUGCGACUACCAUUGGGCUGACAAACAUAAUCAUUUUGAUCAAAAGAAGCAUAUUCAGCGCUGUGACCAAUGUUCAUCAGGAAAGACAUGCUACCAGCUCUUACAGGAGAGAAGGGUCACAAAUGACAAAUUCUCUUUUCCAAUAUACUUGUGCUAUUUGACGUAUGCACCACUUUACAUAGCUGGACCAAUCAUUAGCUUCAACGCAUUUGCUUCACAGUUGGAUUCUCCCCAGAACAUUUACUCAUCCCGGGAAGUGGCUUUAUAUGGUUUUCGUUGGGUUUUUAGUCUUUUCCUAAUGGAAUUAAUGUCGCAUUUCCUCUACUACAAUGCCUUUGCCAUUAGUGGCAUGUGGAACCAGUUGUCUCCCAUGGACAUCUUCAUCAUUGGAUAUGGUGUUCUGAACUUCAUGUGGCUAAAGUUUUUACUUAUCUGGCGCUACUUCCGAUUCUGGUCACUGGUUAAUGGCAUUGUAGCUCCUGAGAAUAUGCCAAGGUGCGUAAACAAUUGCCACAACUUGGAAAGUUUUUGGAAAAAUUGGCAUGCUUCGUUCAACAAGUGGCUUGUUAGGUACGUUUACAUCCCUCUUGGGGGUUCUCAAAAGAAGCUGCUGAAUGUUUGGGUCGUCUUCACCUUUGUUGCUGUAUGGCAUGACUUAGAGUGGAAGCUCCUUUCUUGGGCUUGGUUGACGUGUAUAUUUUUUAUACCAGAAAUGCUCGUAAAAUCAGCGGCAAAUGCUGUUAAGGUGGAGGGUGCUUUCAGGGAAUUUGUUUUCCGUGAACUUAGUGCUGUUGCUGGUGCAAUAACUAUAACUUGCUUGAUGGUGGCUAAUCUUGUCGGAUUUGUAAUUGGUCCAUCAGGCAUUAAUUGGUUAUUUUCUAGAUUCCUACAGAAAGAAGGCCUGUCUACACUCGGUGGCUUGUUGAUUACAUUUUAUGUUGGCACCAAGCUUAUGUUUCACAUCUCUGAUGCUAAGCGAACGAAGGAGAGGACUAGUUGAUAUGAAGGUCUGUUCUUGUUUCGUUAUCUUGACCCGUUACUGAUAAUUUGGUGAAAUUUAUUAAACUGGAAAAAGGAGAAUGUUCAAAUUCCUCUAGAAUCGUUUUUUAAGCUACAAAACAUGACUGCAAAAAUUUCCUUCCAGUUUAUUUUCGAUAACCUGUUUGGAGAGUACAUGUGUGAGUCGUCAAUUUUGAGAAGUAGCAUUUUGCUCUUACAAUAUAGCAUCAGUCAGAAAUUGGUGAUCUUGCGGUUUUGAUGGUUUACUUCGGAUACAAAUUCUAAGAUCUCAGAACAUAUCAAUUUGUAAUUAGAGAUGCUGGCUCUGUAGUACUUGUUGAGGAUGGGUUGUCGUUGAAUUUUAUGGUCCGAAGAAAUUAUUCGUGUAGUUUUUCGGACUGCACAAACAAGAAAUAUCAUGCCACAAUAUAAGGAAUCUUGUAGUUGCACUGUUUU